GUUCUUAUCCACAAUCUGGAAAAUUCUACUAUCCAAAAACAAAGAAAAGAACUGCAGUUGCUGAUUGUUGAGCUGAAGGAUCGAGAUAAGGAGCUCAAUGAUAUUGUAUCACUGCAACAAAGGCAGCUGCUUGCUUGGGAAAAUGAUCGACAAAAAAUUCUUACACUGGAGCAAAAGUGUGCCAGACUGGAAAGUAAUCUGCACAAAAGGAACAACAUAAUCAAAUCAUUAACCAAAAGGAUAAAAGUUCUGGAAGAUCAACACCAGGAUCGGAGGACAAACUUGGAGAACACCCAGCAGCAACUUCAGGAGAUCUCUCUCAUAGCAACAGAAGCUAAUAAUCAUUGUCAAGACUUGGAGGGAAAAAAUCGACGCUUGAGCGAAUCGGUCUUGAAGUUGUCAGGACAAGUUGGGCAGCUACAGGCCCAAGAAGAAGAGCUUUCCACUUUAUUAAAGUUGAAGGAUAAAGACAUCAUAGAAGCUACUGAACACAUCGGAGAGUUUACAUCUCGAUUUAAGGAUUUAGAAGCAGAAUUGCGCAAGACCAGACUUAGGGAAACUACGCGUAUGAGGGAAACACAAGAUCUUGCUCCCAAGCUCAAAGGGCUGAAGACUGAAGUUUAUAAGCUAAAAGAUGACCUGAGCCAGAAGACAGUGGAAAACAAUGAGCAGAGGGAAGAAGUCAUCCGCCUAAAACAGGAAAGUGCCUACUUACAGGCUGAACUGGUCUUUGCAGCUGAAAGAGAAAAGCGAAAAGAUCAACUGCUUCAACUGGCAAAAAUCAAAACAAGACCGAACAGACAUAGAGCUGCAAAACCUGCGGCAGAUUUACAUGAAGCAGCAACAUGAUUUACAAUUUCUUCAUCUGAAUUUGGAGUCCAAUGAUAGAGCACAGACAGACACAGAUCCCAGUGUUCCAUUAAACCUCAGUUCUUUGGUCUCCAAUGAAAGGGAUGAGUUUGUUGGGAGUCCUCAAAGCCUCCAUUCCAACUUCUUAUCAGACCUAAAGGCUCCAUUGAUGCAGUCAAGCCUAAAAGACUCAGGACCUUUCAAAUGGCAACAAAAUAUGUGCUCACCAACAAUGAAAUUGCAACGCUUGUUAGUGGAGUCUCGACAACUUGUUGCAGAUAUUGAACUCAGCAGUCUCCUUUCUACCUCACACUGUGGCUCCAGCCAGGAGUAUGAAGCAGAAUGCCCACACCAACCAAAAAUUCAAGAGACUGACCGUAUUGGCACUAAACCUAAGAAUUCCAAUAGUACAUG
Molecule: messenger RNA, 1263 nt
Organism: Staurois parvus
Lineage: Eukaryota; Metazoa; Chordata; Amphibia; Anura; Ranidae
Source: the annotation of a GenBank genome assembly